UGUGCCGGCAAAUCCUCCAGUCGUCUAUGUUGAGAAGGCAGCGCCCAAAUAGAAUCCAAGAUAAGUGAUUGCUGUAGAGAAAUACACAUGGCAAUCCUAGGAGCCCAGCUCGUGUUCAGUCUCGUCGUUUUCAGCAUUUUGCAGAAGUUGGCAAAACAUUUCUCUUUUGGGCGAUGGCUUUUGUGUGGGAAGCUUUUUCGCUUUUUGCAUCCUACAGAUGCUCAGAUAAAAGAAGUUGCUGGCCUUCCUAACUCAAAUGCACCCAACAAAGCUAAAAACAGAAAAUUUGAUAACCGCAAAGAUAAGAAUGGUGCUGGAAAUGCUGAAGGGUUUUCUGUACCUAGGAACAUUCCUCUUGAGUUAGAUACAGCAAAAGUGGAGCUUCUAGAUCUCUUACAGCUCAAGUUUUUCGAUGAAUACCAAUGGCUUAUGGACUUUUCAGCAUCAGCAGUAGUUGUGUACAUAUUAACAGAAAUCUAUUACACAUUAGGACCGAGGUCUGAAAUGAACAUCAGUGUUCUAUGGUGUUUGUUAGCAAUAGGAUUCUGUCUACGUUUGUUAAUUGCCCAAACAGCCAUGUAUUUUAAGUCGGAUGAGGGUGGAGAGAAGAUUCUAUGUAUAACCUUUGGGUUCUUCUUCUUGGUGGUUGCUAUGGGUGUACUUGUCAUUGACUCCAAUACAUUGGAACUUGGAUUGCAGGAGGGAUACAGUAAUUUUUCAGAAAGUGCAACAAAGUUUCUGAAAGAACAAGGACUGGAAUCACAUGGACCUGUAUCAUUUCUGACCUUCAAAAUCAUCUUGACAUUUCUAUGUUCUUUCAUAGGUGCUCUUUUAACAUUUCCGGGAUUACGCUAUGCAAAGCUGCACCUUGACACUCUAAAAUAUCACAAAGAGCGUCGAGUAAUGCAAGCUCUUUUACAGCUUAAUUUUAUUCUGCCACUGAUCAUUUUAUUGAUGUGGUUCAAACCUAUAGGGAGAGAUAUAAUUUGUGCAAAGCACUGGAAGGUGACAUAUCGUCUAAUGGACGAGCCAAUGUUUGAAAUUUGGAGAAUUGUACUGGUUGUUAUAUUCGUAGUACUCCGGUUUUCCCUCUUGAUACCUCAUCUACAAAGCCAUCUCAAUGUAGCUUACAUUCGAAUGGAGAAUUUGAAGAAAGAAUCUGGCCGUGUAAACAGUGUGGACUUGCAGAAGAUGGUGGCUCGUGUAUUCUAUUAUCUUUGUGUUGUGGCACUGCAGUAUAUUACCCCUCUAGUGUUCCUUUUGUUUCUGACAUUUUUGCAUAAAACUCUCGGUGAAUUCUCCUGGUCAGCCAUGUUUGGAAAGAGUGCAGAGAGUUAUGUUACAUCCUUCAGUGCAGGGAAAGUUAACAUUGCCCCUAGCAAUGCUACUACACCCAUUCAUGAGCCAGACAGUGUAACAGAGGCAGCUGCUCAGUUCUCCUGGGCUAUGACUAACUUGAGACUUGUCUUCUCUCCUAUGUGGUACCGAGGACUCAUGGCCUUCCUGGUCUGGUGGGUAGGAGCCAGCUGGUUUACUUGUACAGCCUUCGGAAUCUACUACUACUCAAGCAUAUCUUCUUAGUAUCGGGGGUAAAAUCUGGGUUGGGGGUGAAUAGCUUCAUGUGUUCUGAGAAUUAUUUUUGGCUUGUGAUUUGUUAAUUGAUCCAUGUAUUUGGUUUCCAAAAUGCUUAAAGAAUUAAAACCUAGUCAAAUAAAUAUUGAUAGAGAUAACAAAUGAUAAUAUUGGUGCAGAAGUGAAAAGUAUUUUUGUCAUGUUCAUUACAAUGCUGGUAUCAUUGUUACAUGGUAUUGCCAUUUUGAUAUUAUUUAUGUUAAUAAAUGAUUCAAGAUCAGAUGUUCAGAUGUUUGAAAUGUCAUGAUAUAACCAGGAAAAACUAUGUGCAUAUGUUUUGGGGUUGUUAAAAAUGAUUCUAAGAGAACAUGCAGUUGAUUGGAGUGGUUUGAUGAUGAUUUUCCUUUUCCUUCGCUACAACAGUGUUUUCAUUUUAGCCCUAUUAAGACAUCUUUUUCUGUUUCAAUACAUUUUUUUUUUGCCUCGAUAUAUAUAAUCAAUAUUAAAUUAGAAAUUGAUAGAAUAAAUCCUGAAAAAUUCACAUUUAUAUUUUCAUUGGGAUUUUCCAGUUUUUCAAAUACUUUUUUUAUUCUGGGUAAGAUCACACAUGCUGUUAGCCUACAUAUUCACUUUACCUGUAUUUGCUGUACCAAAAACUUUGUAUUUCUAUUUUAAAGCAGUCUUCAAUAAUUUUCUCUAUAUACCGUCUGUAUCAGAACAUUUAAUGAUCUCAGUAUGUGGCUGGCUCUUGCAGUCAAAUUUUUAUUUCACAUUACAACAAACCUAUCACUUCUUUUCACUGAACUGAUCAGUAUUAUAGAGUAUUAUAGAAAACAUAUAUCUUUGAUUUUCCUUCAUGUUUAUGAUCUUCACAGGUAGCUAAAGUUUGAUAUGCAGAAUGCAGUUCACUGUGUCAAAAUGAUUAGAGUUGACACUAAAAUACUUAGAAUAUUCAAAUAUAGAAUUUUUGUCAUUGAGAUAACCAGACAUGUCAUUAAAAGAUAAAUGAUUCCCAAAUAUCCAUUCCAUCUUAAAAGUUAAAAAAUUAUCAGGUUUUGAGAAUGAUGUGGUUCUAUCUUUCCAUGUAACAGUCUUGAUAGAUGUGCUUCGCUGUAUUCAGUCAAAAUUUGAGGUGGUGAUCUGUUAUACAAGUAUAUAUAGAGGAGGUGAUAAAGGUAUCAUUGUGGGGAGGCAGGGAUACAAUUUUUUCUUGAGAGAUAUAUUUAUUGUUUUUUUCACUUAAUGUUGCCAUGGUAAUCAGUAGAAAAAACCCCAAUUAAUUUCAGGAUUCUAAUGCACACAGUCUUGGAACAAUUCUAUAUCAAUUCUGUUUUUACCAGUACCUGUAUAUUUCUGUUUGAUAUCCAUGACCAAUCAUUUAUUUUAGAUUCUGAGGAAGACAAAAUAAAUCUGAUUAGAUAUUCAAAUAUCUCCUAUUUCAUGCAAAUUUGGACAUAGUGCCAUAGCAAGUUUUAAAAAGAAUACAAAAUUAGAGGAAAUUGUUAAGGAUUUCAUGAAAAGGCAUUUUGAAAUUUGCUGAAUUUUUACUUUUUGGACAAGAAAUGACUCAAGCCAAUGGAGAGUCAUUGUUUACCAUUACCAAAUCAUGGUGUUAAAAAAGUAAUCUAAUUCCAUGUCGAUGUGGUGCUGCUUUUUUGGUAGUUGCCUUGUUAAUUUUUAUUUCCUUUUUUGGGGGAGGGGAGAGGUGAACAAAACUUAUAAAUAUGAGAGCUAUGAGUUAACACUUCCGAUUGAAAUCUAAUGAAAGCUGGGGGUAUUAUCAAAAGGAAUGCAUUUACCCAUACCAUUUCAAGUGUAUUAUUUAGAUAUAAUGAAGUGUUGCAAUUCUUAACAUAAUGUAUGUAUUUUGUGUUUGUUUGUUUGGUUUGGGAAAAUUGAAUCAUUGCAUGUGUAGAUAGUAUUUGAUAUGGUAUGGAUAUAGGCAAAAUACCUCUCUAUCCAUAUCUGAGAAAUUUCCUAGAAAGAACUAUUUAUAGCAACUUCAAGAGUCUUGAGGUCAAGGUAUUGACUUACAUAUUUCUGUAAAUAAAACAAGUAAAGAUAUAAUUGGUGCUUGUGAAUGUUCUGUGCACAUUGUUACUGUAAUUUUAGAGAAGUAUAUAUCUAAAACUAUUUAUAGUCGGUCAGUUUUUUCAGACUGAUUCUCAUUAUUGCUGGAAUCUUGAAAAUCUUCAUUUAGUUGGUAAAAUUAGGGUAAACUGGGUUUUUUUUUUUUUUGCAGAAAUGAUUAUUUUCUGUCAAAACAAUACACUUGUCUAAUAUUUCAGAGAUCACUGUACCUACGGCGAAAUAAGCAACUCUGACGUUAACUGAUAAACUGGUCUGAUUAUAAUUCAAGGAAGAAUAUAAAAAGUCAUCUGUAUGUUUAUUGUGAGUUCAUAUCUCCACAAAUACUUGUAAAUGAUAUGGCUUGUGUAUUAGGAAUGUUGGAAUGUAUUAAUGUUGAUCAACGCAUGUUUAUCCAGGAGUAUCUCAUUUUACAAAGUUUUUAAUAAAAGAAAUGAUGAAAGA
This is a messenger RNA of Ylistrum balloti, 4104 nucleotides long. RefSeq names its product transmembrane protein 161B-like. The coding region runs from base 88 to 1581 and encodes 497 amino acids. The transcript has 2 exons. Lineage: Eukaryota; Metazoa; Mollusca; Bivalvia; Pectinida; Pectinidae. The record is from RefSeq and is a predicted model, not a curated record.